This is a messenger RNA of Girardinichthys multiradiatus, 2627 nucleotides long. RefSeq names its product AN1-type zinc finger protein 3-like. Gene Ontology annotation, molecular function: DNA binding; zinc ion binding. The record is from RefSeq and is a predicted model, not a curated record. NCBI's taxonomy places the organism in Eukaryota, Metazoa, Chordata, Actinopteri, Cyprinodontiformes, Goodeidae. The coding region runs from base 283 to 1026 and encodes 247 amino acids. The transcript is spliced from 6 exons.
CCAGUGGUUUGCUCCUCCUCACUCCAGCUGAUCGGCCCAGCUUCCCCGGUGGCUCUGCCCGUCGUUGGCUUUGACAGGCCCCGACCUCCACUAAAACUGGAUUAAUUCCUCGUGAUAACCGGCCGCUCGUGUCGGCAGAGUUAUUCAUUUUAGGCCGAAACUUUGAGAAUUAAUUCGACUCGAGUAGAGACUUUUAAAGGCCCGGCUAGUUGAACGCAAAUAGGCCUUCACUCCAUCCACGGAUUCACCUGCUACGCGGAGAGCUUGUCACGGAAGACCGAUAUGGGGGACACCGGGAGCGAGGGUAGCAAGGGUCCGAACAACGUCAAAGUUUUACCCCCGCGCUGCCCGUGUGGAUUCUGGGGGUCGAGCAAAACUAAGAAUCUCUGCUCAAAAUGUUUUGCAGACACUGAGAAGAAACAGCCAAACGAUGAUUGUGCCCCAAAGACCUCUUCAAGCACCAGCAGCAGUCAAACGGACAUGUUCUGUACUGAAACAAACAACAGCAUUAGUCAGACCCUGAUGUCAAGAUCCAACACUUCAGAAGAACCUUUGCCAGGAGAGGCUGAAGUGGCAUCUGUUCAUAUUCAGAAUGGACUAUCCAACACAGAUGCUGUCUUGGCUUCACUUUCCACUCCCACAAAACGUUCAUAUGAAUCUGCCUCAGAGUCAGAAAGUGACUCUUCACCAGAGAAGCGAGCAAGGGUGGCUGAGGUCCCAGAGGGUGAGGAGUGUUCAUCGUCGUCAUCAUCAUUGUCAUCUUCGCCAUUUUCUUCUCGUAGCGGCUCUAAACAGCGGAGCCGCAAACGUUGCCAUCGCUGCCAAACUAAACUGGAGCUAGUACAACAAGAACUGGGCUCCUGUCGCUGUGGCUUCAUCUUCUGCAUGCUCCAUCGUCUUCCUGAGCAACACGAUUGUCUCUUUGACCACCAGGGACGCGGGCGUCAGGAGGCUGUGCUCAAGAUGGUCAAGCUCGACCGUAAAGUGGGCCGCUCGUGCCAGCGCAUUGGGGAGGAAUGUUCGUGAGAAGCCAUUUUCCCCAGAGGAGCCUUGGCUUUCAGACGGUGUCUCAACGCUAACAGGGAUAUGAUUUUUCUCUUCUUCUUUAAUUCUUCAGGGUUUUCCACUAGUUUAUUUAUUUUUAUUAUUAUUAUUUUGGUUUUGAAUACAAACCUCCAUUUGGUCUAUUUUAAAAUCGGCUUUUGCUAAAUUCUACCCUUACUUUCAACCUAUUUGCAUCCUGCUCCUCUUGGUCUGAUCAUAUCCCGUUUGCUUAAGAUGCCUAUUGGAAACAAAACAGAUCUAAUAGCCUGAACAUUUUAGAGAAAGGAAAUUCUAUUUUCUUUUUGUGGAGCUCUUGACUACAAAUCUAUGAAUGGUGUGAAAACAUACAAAGGGAUGUCAAGAUGAUACACAGCCCAUAUAUUUGUGUUGGAAACCAGACUGUACUCUUUACCUCAGAAAAAAGAAUGAUCAGGAGGAGAAAAAGGAGAAAGAAUUGGUCGUCCUUCUUGCACACUUUGGCUUUGGCGCUGUUUCUUGACUCUGCUCUUUACCUCAGAAUCCAGACCAGAGCUUCUUUGUACCCUGCGCCAAGUAUGGACUUUGUGAGGCUAUCUAGUUAUCCGGCCUCGGUUCAUGUCACGUCUAACCCACACUGACCAUCCAGCUCUUAUAACCAUAAACCGUUCAGAAAGACAAACCGCUAAUAAUCCCCCUCCUCAGGAUACUCGAAGCUCACCCUGCCCUCACCCUCCCAUUAGCUUGCUUCCUUUUUCUCUGCUCUACAGAACACCCAUUUAUUCAUUUGAUUCCAGAUUGUUUAAAAUUGAAGGUGCUUCUGCCACAGUGGACUAAAAAAAAAGUGUCUGGACACUUAAUGGUCCAUAAUCAGGACCUGCAGACUGUGCCGGAUGCAAACACAUGGGGACAGCAAACUCCUUGUUCUUGGAUUAUGUAGGCUAGACUUCAGCAUUGGAAAGGGGCUUUGGAUUUAUUUUUUUUUAUUCAAUCCGCUUAUCCUCUCCUUAUCUUUCACAUGUAGGCAUUUCUUCUUCAAAUCCCUGUUCUUUAAUCAAGUAUGAGGCUUUUGUGUGCUUGCUGUAUACAAAAUUGAAAAAGACUUGUUUUAAGGACACAAGAGACAGUGUGCUAAUGAAAAAUGCCUGGACCUGGAAGGUUUGCACCUUUACAUCCCGAAGACUUUCGAUGGAGGACUGAAGCUACGUUAAGCAACGGAGGGGUUCCUGUUUUGGACUGAACUGUUUAUUCAGGUCUUAUACCUCAUGUUUUAGCCCUUAACUGCUGGUUAGCUUCCAUGUCGGCAUUAAAGCAAGAUAUCAUUGACUUUCUCUCCUUUUAACCAAUAUAAUAAUAAUCCUCAAUAGAAUAUUUGAUUUUCAUUUAGCAGGAUGAUUACAUGCAACUUUCUCCCAUUUUCCACACCUUUUGUCAUUUAGUUGUUUUUCCUCUUUCCUCCACUUUGGUUUGCCGUAACUGAGGGAACAGAACUGUGGUGAGCAAGUUGUGUGAAAUACAAAUUGGCUGUAGUUGCCUUUGAAAUCUUUUCUUGUGGAAAGACUGUGGAGAGAAUAAUAAGAAAAUAAAAUAAAUUUGUGUAUCUUAAA